CUACACCGAGCAAAUGGAGAAGACGGGCCGGCCCUUGUCGCCGCACGUCACAAUCUACGCCUUCCCCACGAUCGCGCUGUCCUCCAUCACAGUGCGGGCGACGGGGAUUUUGCUGACCGUCGGCUGCGUUGGCGUUGCCGGCGUGUCGGCAACCUCGGGACCCGAGGCGACCAAGGCCAAGGUGCAAGCCAUCGCCGACUCGGGCGCGGCGCCGCUUGCAAAGUUUGCAGUGUCGUGGCCCCUCGCGUACCACUUUUGCGGCGCUUGCCGCCACGCUGUCUGGGACCUCAAGGGCUACGGCUUCACUAACGCGAUGAUGCUCCAGUCCUCGUACGCCGUGAUGGGCGCCUCGCUCGCCAUCGCCUUCCUCGCGACGAGCGCCUCGCUGCCCGCCGACAAGAAGGAGUGAGCCGGACAGCGCGAAUCGCGGCCCUGCGCGGCCCCUCGAGGCGCAGAGCAGGGGCCCCCGCCCGACGCCAGGGCCGGGCGCUGAUCGCCGUUUGGUCGCCGCCGUGACGCGAGCGGUCGGCGUGGGAGCGGUCCGGGGGUGUGGGGGGAGGGGUGGGGUGGCUAAUCUGGGGGGGGGGGGGGCGAGUCAACGGAGUGUGUCGUGUGCGGACAGCAACCCGCAAUCGCCGUGAAGCGCGCCGCCGCGUGCUCCCUCACCCGAGAGGCCUCUCACAGGGGGGGUGUUUCCCGAGCGCCGAGAGGCGCGUCUUUGCGGUUUUUGUGCGUGCCUUCGUGUUUCUUGUUUUUUACUUGGC
This is a messenger RNA of Emiliania huxleyi CCMP1516, 764 nucleotides long. RefSeq lists its product as hypothetical. NCBI's taxonomy places the organism in Eukaryota, Haptophyta, Isochrysidales, Noelaerhabdaceae. Gene Ontology annotation, cellular component: membrane. The record is from RefSeq and is a predicted model, not a curated record. The coding region runs from base 14 to 409 and encodes 131 amino acids. Gene Ontology annotation, molecular function: electron transfer activity; succinate dehydrogenase activity. Gene Ontology annotation, biological process: tricarboxylic acid cycle; mitochondrial electron transport, succinate to ubiquinone. The transcript is spliced from 6 exons.